CUUUUUUUCUUUAUUUUUUCUAAUCAAUAUUUUUCUCUUAUUCUUAAUUAAACAAUGAAAUCUAACCAACCUUUCCAGCCCCUUAUAAAUAGAGUGAUGCAACCCAGAAUCAACCAGAACCAAAGCCUCAAAGCCUAAUCAUCACUACACACAUAUACAAAAGACCUUGUUUUGGUUACAUAUCAUCUAUACAUACAUAUCUCUCCUUUAUUUAUAUAGUAAGUACUGUUAUAUUAAAUCUAUACACAAACACACACACUAAAAGAAGAAGAAAAAACACAAGAGUUUUAGGUGAAAUAUGGACAAAGUAAGAGACUUGGCAUCACAAAGAGCUGCUGUGAUCUUCACCAGGAGCUCAUGUUACAUGUGUCACACAGUGAAGGCACUCUUCUAUGAGCUCGGGGCUAGCCCGGCGAUCCAUGAGCUCGAUCGCAAUGCCAAUGGGAAGGAGAUGGAGUGGGCUCUGCGUGAGCAGAUGGGGUGUAACCCUGCUGUCCCAGCUGUGUUUAUAGGAGGAAAGUUUGUUGGGUCAGCUAAAGAUAUUAUAUCUCUCCAUGUUGAUGGCUCUCUCAAACAAAUGCUCAUUGAUGCUAGAGCCAUCUGGUUUUAGCUAGUUAACAAAAUUAUGUACUUAUAAGGAAACCAAAGAAAACAAAAAAAGAUUACUAAGUUAAUCUUAUAUAUAUGCUUAAUAGUUAAUUAUAUAAUGAGGGCUGUGUUUUUUGGCUCAAUUAUCUGGUGACUGUAUUUGAAAUGAAGCCAGACUACAUAUAGUAUGUGAUGAAAAAAGAAAAAACAUACAUAUACAAAAAAUGUAGCCUUCUGUUUUCUGAGAUGAGAGUCUCAACAUGGAAAUAUAUAGUUUUUCUUUUUGUUAUAAUC
Molecule: messenger RNA, 882 nt
Organism: Cannabis sativa
Lineage: Eukaryota; Viridiplantae; Streptophyta; Magnoliopsida; Rosales; Cannabaceae
Product: glutaredoxin-C11
Exons: 1
Coding region: 299-610 (103 amino acids)
Source: RefSeq, a predicted model, not a curated record